GAAAUUGAAAGUAGAUUUACGACAUUGCAUUGCCGAAGCAAGACGCCAUUUCAGGGUGUGGGACAGACCAGAGAGUUAUGUUUGGUGAAGUUUUAAAAAGGUAAAGAGGCAACUUUAUUGUUUUGGUCAGAAUUACAUAAAGAUACUCUGCAUUUGAUUAUAUCUCGAUAUUAGCGGCAGUAUUUCCAGAAACCAUGGCUGACAAAUUUGAAAGUUACCUGACCUGUCACGUCUGCUCAGAGACUUUCAGAGAUCCUGUGUCUCUGGGCUGCCAUCACAGCUUCUGCUCCAGCUGUCUGACUAAGUUCUGGGAUCAGGCUGAAAACAAGAACUGUCCGGUCUGUAAGAGAAAAUCCUCAAAAGACUUUCCAGGUAUCAACUUUUCAUUGAAGGAUUUAGUUGACUCAUUUGCUGGGAGACAGAAAGCAGGAUUGUCUGAAGAGAGGAGAGGAGAGGAGGGGGUGGAGGUGGUGUGUAGCAAACACUCAGAGGAGCCUAAGUGGUUCUGUGAGGAGGAACAGAGAGCUGUGUGUCACGUCUGUGAGUUCCCUGCCCACCACGACCACAAGGUGGUUCCUCUAGAAGAGGCAGUGAACAGACUGAAGAACAAACUGAAGGGUGACUUACAGUCUCUGCAGGACAAGCAGGACAAAUACAAACAUGUGGAGAAGACCUACCAGGAAGUAGUGCAGCACUCUAUAAAGCAGCUGGUCACCACAGAGACACAGAUCAGGGUUCAGUUUGAGAAGCUGCACCACUUCCUGAGAGAGGAAGAGGAGGCCAGACUGGCAGCUGUGAGGGAGGAAGAGGAGGAGAAGGGGAAGACCAUCUCCAGAGAGAUGAAGAAGAUUCAGGCCCAGAUCUCCUCUCUCUCCGUCAGCAUCUCUGCUGUGGAACAGCAGCUGCAGAAACAGAAGGUGUUGUUUCUCAGCAGCUAUAAACACACUCAGUCCAGCACCAGAGCCCAGGUCACACUGCCGGAUCCACAGCUGGUCUCAGGAGCGCUGAUAGACGUGGCCAAACACAUCGGUAACCUGACCUUCAGAGUGUGGGAGAAGAUGAGGGGGGUGGUCAGCUUCACUCCUGUCAUUCUGGACCCCAACACUGCAUCACCCUGGCUCUCUCUGUCUGAUGAUCUGACCAGUGUUAGAUACACAGGCUCAUGGCAGCUCCCUGACAACCCAGAGAGGAACACCAAGUACCCCCAUGUUCUGGGUUCUGAGGGAUUCAGCUCAGGGAAGCACAGCUGGGAGGUGGAGGUGGGGGACCAUCCUCACUGGAAUAUAGGUGUGGUCAGAGAGUCAGUAGACAGGAAGGGGGAGCGUUGUGCAUCCCCAAAGUAUGGAGUCUGGUGUAUAAAGCAGAUGAGUGGUAAGUACACUAAUGGUCUGGGUAACACUCUCCCUCUGAAGAGGAGACUCCAGAGGAUCAGAGUUCAGCUGGACUGGGACAGGGGGGAGGUGUCCUUCUACGACCCUGAAGACAUGACUCACAUCCACACUCAGAAAGACUCCUUCACUGAGAAACUCUACCCAUACUUCUCUAUUAGAGGAGCUGGUGAUGCCAAACACCCUGACGUAAAGAUCUGCCAAUCAGAGGUGUCUGUGAUGUCAUCCCAGUGAGGUGUGUGGUAGUUGUACCUGGUUGUUGUUGAUGAUGAUGAUGAUGAUGAUGAUGGUAGAACAUGCAGGAGGAAGAUCCCACCUCUCUGCUCUGUUGGUCACUCUGAUGUUAAAGUUUUAUAUUGAUACUGUUCACUGUGGUAAUAUACAGUGGAUGUUAUAUCAUAAUAUUCUGUACUGCAUCAUUACAAAUGAUUCUGUCCACCUGCACAUUUAAACUGAUUUUAAUUUGAUCAUCUGAAAACAUGUUUGAUGUUGCUCCACGUCACUAUUUGAAGAGUAUGCUAAUUCACUUAAA
Messenger RNA from Osmerus eperlanus (European smelt), 1920 nucleotides. RefSeq names its product E3 ubiquitin-protein ligase TRIM35-like. Gene Ontology annotation, molecular function: protein binding; ubiquitin protein ligase activity; zinc ion binding. The record is from RefSeq and is a predicted model, not a curated record. The transcript has a single exon. The coding region runs from base 195 to 1622 and encodes 475 amino acids. Gene Ontology annotation, biological process: protein ubiquitination. Gene Ontology annotation, cellular component: cytoplasm. NCBI's taxonomy places the organism in Eukaryota, Metazoa, Chordata, Actinopteri, Osmeriformes, Osmeridae.